AUUCUAAGAGUUCGAAAUUUAGGACAUUUAACUGGUCAUAGAUCAUAUUAUCUACUUGGCGCAGGUGCGGAAUUAGAGGAAGCACUUGUUAAAUAUUCGUUAGCUAAGAUUUUGAGAGAAGGGUUCAAGUGCAUUUCAGUUCCCGACGCUGUUCGACCAGUGGUCUUUGAAGCUUGUGGCAUGAAUACAUCAGGGCUACACACACAAGUUUAUCACCUACAUCCAGAUAGGCAUAGUGAACUUUGUCUGACUGGGACAUCAGAAAUUUCAAUGGCUGGAUAUUAUAUGAAUCGUAUAUUAGAACACUGUGAUUUACCACAGAAACUGGCUGCCGUAAGUCGGUGCUAUAGAGCUGAAACGGCACACACUGCUGAGGCCAGAGGACUAUAUCGUGUGCAUCAAUUCACCAAAGUUGAAAUGUUUGCUGUUACUCGGAACAAUAUCGAAAGUGACCAAAUCCAUCAACAGUUUUUGACUAUUCAGAAACAACUCUUUUCUGGGCUUGGACUACAUUUCCGAGUUCUAGAUAUGCCGUCAGAAGAACUUGGAGCACCGGCAUAUCGGAAAUUUGACAUAGAAGCAUGGAUGCCAGGCAGGGACACGUAUGGCGAAAUAUCAAGUACAUCAAAUUGCACUGACUACCAGAGUAGAAGACUGAAUAUUAAAUAUAGAGAUAAAAGCAACUCGGAACACUUUGUGGGUACGGUAAAUGGAACAGCAUGUGCUGUUCCAAGAAUGAUUAUUGCAAUUUUGGAAACCUACCAGCAAGAAGAUGGUAGUGUAGAAAUUCCACUGGCUUUACAGUCUUAUAUGAGAGGACAAGCAGUCAUUACAAAACCCACAAGAAAACCACUACAUUUUACAAGAUUUUAAUAAAUGUAACAUAAACUGUAUUUUUGAAUAAAUAGUCAAUAUUUGAUUUGUAA
This is a messenger RNA of Saccoglossus kowalevskii, 926 nucleotides long. RefSeq names its product serine--tRNA ligase, mitochondrial-like. Lineage: Eukaryota; Metazoa; Hemichordata; Enteropneusta; Harrimaniidae. Gene Ontology annotation, biological process: seryl-tRNA aminoacylation. The record is from RefSeq and is a predicted model, not a curated record. Gene Ontology annotation, molecular function: serine-tRNA ligase activity; ATP binding.